Molecule: messenger RNA, 3215 nt
Organism: Dryobates pubescens (Downy woodpecker)
Lineage: Eukaryota; Metazoa; Chordata; Aves; Piciformes; Picidae
Gene: TRAF3IP2
Product: TRAF3 interacting protein 2
Biological process (GO): positive regulation of canonical NF-kappaB signal transduction; humoral immune response
Source: RefSeq, a predicted model, not a curated record
AUGCAAGCUUUAAUUAGAAGCAUUGCACAAGCUAACAUCCAGCUGUGCGCCGGGCCGCUCCAGAGGCAGCCCGGGGAGAGGCAGCCCGGGGAGAGGCAGCCCGGGGAGAGGCAGCCCGGGGAGAGGCAGCCCGGGGAGAGGCAGCCCGGGGAGAGGCAGCCCGGGGAGAGGCAGCCCGGGGAGAGGCAGCCCGGGGAGAGGCAGCCCGGGGAGAGGCAGCCCGCCGCGGCGCCAGGCGCUCUGAGAGAGUUUUGGGCGUCCAAGUGUCACUCCCCCGCCGAGGCUCUCCCGCCACCGCCAAGCCGUGCCGAGCCUCUUCCACUUCCUGCUGCCGAGCCAGUUCUGCCGCUUACCUGGGAGAGGCCGGGAGGGUGUCGUAAAAGCAGGCGAAGGGCGGCGAGGAAGGAGAGCCGGGGAGCGGCGGGGCGGGCGGGAGGCCCAGCAGCCCUCCCGCUGUGCUCGGCCCCCCUCAGCCCACAAGCUUCCCAGGAGCAGCCAUCACCAGCAGCUGCCAACUGUAAGCAGGAAGGCUGGGCAGCCUCCCUCCCAGCUCCCUGGAUUACACCUAAUGAGAGGGGUGCUCAGCUAAUGUGUGUGGCUCAUGAGGUGGAGCUGUACCCCAGUGCCCCAUCGCUGAACUUGUGCUUUGUGAUCACCAGGUUUGCUGGGAAAUCCUGGCCUUGCAGUAAGGCAGCUGACUCUUUUCCAGUGUGACUUCAAAACUUGGAAAUGGCCUCUGUGUCAGGCACUUCUGUGGGGCGAAGCAUACCGGUAGAAGUGGAUGAGUCCAUGCCGUGGUCCCCAUUUCCUGAGCAUGUCUUGGAAAAGGAUUUGCCGCCUUCUGGAGAUGAUGUUGAGGAUGAGGAGUCCCAGAGACCAUAUGUCACUGGGAUGCCUCAGCCUGUGGCUGAUCCAUCAUGCCUCUGCAGAGCACCAGCACAUCAUCAGUCAGCACCAUCAGUAGAGCCAGACAGCAGCUUGUGGUCAAGAUAUACCAAUCCUGAUGGAGAUGGACACUUCUGUCCCCCUGGUGAAUCAACAGCUGGAGUGGUUCCCUCCAAGAUGCAUCCUGUAGCUGUGGACAGACCAGACAUGCAGCCAAGAUCACAGCUUUCAGCUGACACCAAGCACAACUCCAGUAAAUCAGAGCAGAGCUUGUCUGAUGCUCCUGAGGUCUCCGUGGAGGAGAGCUGCCAAGGGAGUACACAGUCACAGCAACCCUCAGGAAGCAGACCCCCGGCAGAACUGGGGAAGGUGGACAUGGGGUGCGACUCCCAGUCACAAGAUGUCAUGGGCAUCAGGCACCUGGAGCCUCCCUUACCACUGGUAUCUGUGCUGAACUCCCAGGACCUGCCAGGACCACUGAUCUCCAGGGAGUUUUUAGGACCUGAGCAGCAGCAGUGCCCUAUGUGCCAGCGCUUGCCCCAUCCCAACGCCUCCUCGCAAGCCCAUGGCUGCUUUGGGCACCGCUGCCCGGUGGAGCAGCCCCUCCAGGGUCCAUAUGGCAGAGCUCCUUACCAACGCUUCGCACACAUAUCACAACCGCUUCCUCCCGGCCCUGGGCCUUGCAUCCGAGUUAUCCGCCCGGCCCAGCAAGUCAUCCCCAAUUACUCCAACUUUCCUCCUCCCAAGGGCACUGCAGAGCGACCGCCCCAGAGGAUGUGCUCCUCCCCUGGUCCUCCUCGCUUCCCAAACCAACUCUACAACCAGCUACCUGAUGGUCAGAUGCCCCCCCAAGCCUGUGGCCCAGAUGAAGCAUGCUGUUGUCCUGACAAUUUUCCUUCUCCAGCUGCUGUCCCAAGACCUCUCAGUAACCCUGCAGCAAAGGGAACUCUGAGAACCAGCAAUUUGCCCGAGGAGUUGCGCAAGGUCUUUAUAACCUACUCGGUGGAUGCAGCAGUGGAGGUCAUGAAAUUUGUGAAUUUCCUGCUUGUAAAUGGAUUUCAAACUGCUAUUGACAUCUUUGAGGAUGCAGUGCGUGGCAUUGACAUCAUUAAGUGGAUGGAGCGCUACCUAGGUGAUAAGAGCGUGAUGAUAAUCAUAGCAAUCAGCCCAAAGUACAAACAGGAUGUGGAAGGGGCUGAAUCCCAGCUGGACAAGGAUGAACACGGCUUACAUACCAAAUACAUCCACAGGAUGAUGCAGAUUGAGUUUAUACAGCAAGGAAGCAUGAACUUCAGAUUCAUCCCUGUGCUCUUCCCAAAUGCCAGAAAGGAACAUGUGCCCACCUGGCUGCAGAACACUCACAUUUAUAACUGGCCAAAGAAUAAGAAGAACAUCCUUCUGAGGCUGCUGAGGGAGGAGGAGUACAUCGCCCCUCCAGUCGGACCUUUACCGACGCUCCAGGUUGUGCCGUUAUGAAGGCUGUUACUUAAAGUGCACCACAAGUUGUUGUUAAGGGGUUGUUCUUGGCAGGGAGACAGCCCUCUUCCAGAUGGCUCUUUUUGAUGACAGAAGACACUCUUUCUGCUAAAGCAAUUGGUUGUCUUGGGUAACUCAGGCUCGGCUUGUAACCUCUACCAUGUUCAACAUCUAUUUCUGAAGCUGAUGGGGUCCAGAGCACUCUUCUCUAGAUCUUUAGAUAAGCUGCAAAUGAUAAGACUGCCCAGUUUCAUUUGAACAUCUGGUCUUAACAUGCUCCUUUAUCAGUCCACACAGCAAACAAAAUACCAGAAAUAAUGUUGCAAUAAGUGUAAAAUAAAAAUUGCAUCCUCCUUUUUGCUCAGGGCUUCUCUGUAAAGAUAUUCCUGCUUUGGAUAGCAUUAGCAAACAGCCAAUCUGUAUAUACACCACUAAAUACAUUUGCCUUUUGUAAGGCAAUCUUACAGACUGCAUCAGCUUUGGGUUUUGUUGGGAACAAUGGAGAAAUGGUAACUGCCUGGUGGGUAAUGCAAGUUUUCCUUGGCCUGUCUUGCACAAAGACACUUUCUUCAAUUAGAAUACUUUCAAAUCUGAAACCUCUGGAGUUCCAUUUCUUUACAGCUUGCCCCAGUGGGUAUGGGUGUGCUGGCAGCACCAUGGAACACUACAGGAUAUUCUAGAGCAGGCCUUUAGCUUCAUCACUGCUCCUCAGCCCUACUUAAAAAUGAGGACAAUUGGCAUUUGGAAAGCCAGCAGCUGCUGAGAGGAGUAACACUGACUCCUACGACUUGUGUGCAGUAUGGAACAGUAAAAUCAUCGAAGACGUUGGAGAGCCACGGGGUGCUGGCAACCAG